ACAGAAAAAUUGACGCCCCUUGGAUCUUCCAAGCGCCAACUUGAGGCAGUCUCAAGGUUUGGAAUAAAUUAAGACGAAUGUCUCUGUAGCAUGACGCUCGUUGCUCUCUCUCUCUAUAAGUCUAAUCUAGAAGGAACACUCUCUCUCUCUAACUUUGGCAAAGUGCCUGCCUGUCCCGGCAAAUUCCUUACCUCAAGCCGAGACGGAAGGACACGCGCACACAGCAGAUAGAUAUAAUUGCUGAAAAAACAAUAAACAGAUUUGAACAGCUCCGUUCCAUUCAACCUUCCUCUUCAUUUUCUUUAACUGUAAGUUUGACUCAAUCAAGCCCAUUCAGGUGAAGGAAGGUCAGUGCAUUAGUCAUGGUUCUCGAUGGCAUAAUAUCGUCUCCACACCGGAGGACACAGACGGUGUUUUCUUCAGCGUCACUGAAAAGACAAUACUCACGACUGGAUGAACCAGGGGGCUGCUCAGUGCUCCUCCAACGACACCGCUUUCUCCUAACAGCUCUUGCCCUCCUAACUUUCCUCUGUACGAUUUAUCUCUACUUUGCUGUCACUCUAGGAGUCGGUGAAUCAUGUUCUGGGUUGACAGGGACUCAAAAAGAAUUAUGUCGUAUGGAGAAGGCAAAAGCGUCUGUGGCCAAAGGAAAAUUGAAAUUCUUCUAGCAGGCAGAUAGAGUCCUGCAAACAGGGCCUUCCUUACUGGUGGUUCUCUUUUUCAAGGGGUUGAAGUUUAAAUAUAGUGUUGUCUGUUACCUUAGAUUGUUGUGCCUAUUAGGGUUUCAUUGAUUUCUAUCAUGGAUACAUUGUAUUGCGGGAAAUAUAAUAUCUUGAAAGUCAUUCAACCACGUCAAACGAUUAUCUGAAUUGUGUAAAGCAAAACUGUAGGCUUUUUGGUGAGUCCUUGUUACCUUCCUUGAGGGUCAUGUUUUUUUUUUGGAAUUUUUCUUUGAGAAUUGAAUCAUUUCUAUAGAAAAUUUAGGAUUUGUGUUUGUUUUA
Cornus florida is the source of this 1001-nucleotide messenger RNA. RefSeq lists its product as uncharacterized. The coding region runs from base 363 to 668 and encodes 101 amino acids. NCBI's taxonomy places the organism in Eukaryota, Viridiplantae, Streptophyta, Magnoliopsida, Cornales, Cornaceae. The transcript has 2 exons. The record is from RefSeq and is a predicted model, not a curated record.